GAGGAGCUUAAAGUCGCAAGAUGGUUGAACCAACCAAGAAGAGAGAAGAAAGUUCAUUCGUUGAUUCCUCAUAUCACGUCCCUGCAACUUCUGCUUAAGUUUUGUUUGAUGUAAAACGCCUGGAGCCGCGAUGACAGAGGAUCCUGCACUUUUUACCCCAGUCACAGUCGUUUCUCUUCUCGCUUGCGCCGCACAGUUUGGCGUCGGUUUGAUUUUGGCGCAAAUCUGCGGCAAGAAAUGUUCAGCAACCGAUAGGUGGGUCCUGGUCUGGUUGUUCUACGAUGCCAUCGUGCACUUCACUCUGGAGGGUUCGUUUGUUUACAUGUCACUGGUCGGAACUGUUGCAACAUCAGAUGGUAUUUUUGCCGAGUUGUGGAAAGAAUACGGGAAGGCAGAUCAGCGCUGGCUUCAUUCAGACCCAACCAUCGUAUCCUUGGAGCUGCUGACUGUCGUCUUGGAUGGGUUUCUAGCACUGGUUUUGGUCUACGCUAUUAUUAAAGACAAGCAUUACAGGCACUUUGUUCAAAUCAGCCUGUGUGUGUGUGAGCUAUAUGGAGGCUGGAUGACCUUCUGCCCAGACUGGCUUAUAGGAAGUCCCAAUCUGAAUACCAAGAAUUGGCUCUACCUCUGGGUCUACCUGGUCUUCUUUAAUGGAGUGUGGGUUGUGGUGCCUGGACUCUUGCUUUGGCAGUCAUGGAAAGAUCUACAGAAAUCACAUCAAUAUAUGAAGAAGAAUAAGAAGAAGUAGAUAUGCAGGUUUGUCUGUUUGUUUAGACAGAAACAUUGAGAGACAGAACAGUGACAGUGAGCAGAUUCAGAAGUGAUUCACUAUAUUGUUUAUUUUUGUGAUUUUUGUCAGAUACUAAUGCUCUUUAUCAAUUGUAAGUGUACCACACAGUGAUUUUUGCACUAAUUACCCAGUCCUAACAGUAAGUGGAUUAUUUGGCAG
Tachysurus vachellii is the source of this 949-nucleotide messenger RNA. RefSeq names its product EBP like (gene ebpl). Gene Ontology annotation, molecular function: cholestenol delta-isomerase activity. The transcript is spliced from 4 exons. Gene Ontology annotation, cellular component: membrane; endoplasmic reticulum. Lineage: Eukaryota; Metazoa; Chordata; Actinopteri; Siluriformes; Bagridae. The record is from RefSeq and is a predicted model, not a curated record. Gene Ontology annotation, biological process: sterol metabolic process. The coding region runs from base 131 to 748 and encodes 205 amino acids.